Molecule: messenger RNA, 4079 nt
Organism: Notolabrus celidotus (New Zealand spotty)
Lineage: Eukaryota; Metazoa; Chordata; Actinopteri; Labriformes; Labridae
Gene: c10h2orf69
Product: chromosome 10 C2orf69 homolog
Exons: 3
Coding region: 359-1369 (336 amino acids)
Cellular component (GO): mitochondrion
Source: RefSeq, a predicted model, not a curated record
UGGUGUCAGAAAAACAGACAUGCGCAGAUGAUCAGCUCUACCUUGAAUAUUCGCUUUCAUAAACACAACAGCGCCUCUUCGUGACCAACAAGCAGAACUGACAGCAUGUAAUCAUAAUUACAGAGCUUUUCACGUCACUGCAACGUCGUGAGACUAAAUACGAGAAGCAUACAAUGCGCAGCGGCAAAUAUUAAUAAAUAUCAACAUUAGCUGCUUGUUUUAAAGUUAGCUCGUUCGCUGCUGAUAGCAAGAUGCUGGUAAGCUAGCAGAUAUGUUAGCUCGAUGACAGCAGCAGCAGCAGCAUGAUGUAACUUCACUUUACAAGAAAACAAAUCAACAUUUUAUUACAUUAGUGUCCAUGCUAGUGGCCCAAGCUGUUGUGGGUUUCACUCUCUUGUCUGUGGCCAACAAGAUGACCUCUGUGGCAGCGACCACCUCCUCCGAGCCUCGGGGGAUGCAUGCAGCAGCAGCCAGCCGGGAUGCACGCACAGAGAGCCCGCAGAGGAGGCUCCAGAAGCUGCUCGCGGUGCCCGGACACCAGCCGAGCCGAGUGAACGACCUGCUGCUCCUCCGGCCUGCUGCAGACGACCACACCGUGAAGGAGGAGAAGAGCAACAACAAGCAUGUGGUGUUCUUUCAUGGCGACAUUCAGAACUUUCAGGAGGAGAUGGCUCUGCAGCCGGAGGGCUCUCAGUGGCUCCGUUGGAGCCUGGAGCAGGUUGCUCUCAUUCUGGGCCAGCGCUUCCCCGACCGCCAUGUCUGGGUGGUCAAAUCCUCCCGUAUGUACCUCCACAAGUUCAGCUGCUACCGCAACUUUGUGGAGAGCAACAUGUUCGGAGCUCCGGAGCACUUCUCAUACUCCUCUGAGCAUGGAGCGUUUCUCCACCUCAGGGCCCUGCUGAGCCACGGCAUGGAGCGAGCUGACCUCCCAAACCCCCUGCAGCCACAGGGAGGCGCUGACAGCAUCCCCUCAGGCUUCUCCCUCUUCCUGGUGGGCUUCAGCAAAGGCUGCGUGGUCCUGAACCAGAUGGUGUACGAGUUGCCCGGGGCCCGCGCAGACCCCCAGCUGUCCUACUUCAUUAAACACAUCACAGACAUGUUCUGGCUGGAUGGGGGGCACCCAGGUGGCAGCGAGACCUGGGUGACCGACAAGCAGGUGCUGAAAGAACUAGCCUCCAGCGGGGUGUCGAUCCACGUCCACGUGACCCCGUAUGAGGUGUGUGAUCCCAUGAGGGCUUGGGUUGGCCGUGAGCACGGACUCUUCAUCAAGACCCUGGAGGAGUUUGGAGCCUGUCCCAGUAAGAAGCUGCACUUCGAGGACGAGCCCCCCUCCAUUGAGCACCACUUCAGGGUCAUCCAGGAGUUCUGAGCACACAAGUCUCAGUUGACCUCUCUGAGUGCUUCAGAUCGAUCACACAGAUUGUCUUCUUCUCUGCUCUUACCUCAUUUAACCACUCGAAGGGCUCAGAGUUCAGAAUGUGACGGAGGCUGGUUUCUUCUUCUUUCUAAAACUACCUGCACUCGUUCCCAGCUUGAAUGAUUCCCUGAUAUCUUGCUGCAUCCUUAUCCCCCCCAGCUAGCCCUACCCCUCCAUUCAGAGUGCUCCUGAGGAAGGAUGAGAUGUAGUCAAUAUGUAGCCUUCAGAAGGAGCAUUUAUUCAUGGAAAACUGUGUGGGAUAACACCACAUUUCAGCAUAUUAAUCAUCAAAAAAUCUAAAAUAUAACUGUAGCAUUAAUACAAGAGAAAUGUAAAUUUGUUUGCAGGUAUGAAACUGACAGUCUGAUGCAGUGAGUAGGGGUCAGUGUCCUGGGUGUAGACUAGGUCACCUCUCUCAGAUGACAUUAGUUGCAGCUUCAUCCUUGACUCCACCUCCCUGUAGAGGAGACUCCUGACCACAGAGCUGAGGAGUUGGUGUCUCGUAUUGGAUCUGAGGAGAGAAACCUGCAGGUAUGAAACGGACUCUCUUCUUUCUUUAACUUUCUCCUGAUUCAGGCUCCAGCUUUGAGUCUCUGCAGAGCUGUCAGUUCAUAAACCUGAUCCACGUUGUGUCUGUUAGAACGAUGAAGUGAAGAUGAAGAGUAACACGGUGACUCAUUUUAACCUCAUGUUUGUUUGUUCGGCUGAAGCUUUUUACAUUCUCCUCAAACCUGCACUCAUGUGGAGCUACUUUAAGACGGCUGAAUGUCUGAGCCUCCUCAUUACAGAUUCUUGAUUGUAAGUUUGUUGCUGGAUUAUGAAUCCAAACUGAUCAGAAGUAGAAAAUGUGGUUACAUCAUUCUGAUCUCAAAGUUGAUUGUUUCUUAAACAUUGUUAUCCAAAUGUUGCACUCUUAAAAAAACUAAACAGUCAACUGUAGUACUGGAGCUUACUCACUUUAUUAUUUCUUGUUUUCUCUUUGGGUUGUUUUUUUUCCAUGAUAUGUCAGAAAAAUGUCUUAUGUUUACAGCAGAUAUUUAUGACUACUUUACAGGGAAUAAACUCAGAACAGGCCACUCAAAGUGAUUAUUGUUUAUCAGAAGAGUUGGAGAAUAAUUUAGUCAUUGUAAAUUGAAUGUCUUAAAGCUGGGGUUUGUAGUCAGAUUAAGAUCCACUUUUUGUUAUACUGGUUAAAAUGAUCUUUAUGUCCUGAUGGCAAUCAAUACAUAAUGUGUUCUUAAUAAGAGUGAAAAAAAGCUGCCAUCUACAGCCGGAGUUAACCUGGGAAAACACCAACCAAUCCCUGCAACCAGGAGCCAAAAUAUAUCGAGACGGAGUCCUGAGGAAAUGCUACAUUCAAAUUCAUGCUAGUUUUCAGUGACUACCAACCUUAGCUUUAAUGGCACUUAAAGAUAAAGAAGCUGAGUUCUGCAGAUAUUUUGAAAUCCUGUGUUGCUUAACAUUGAAUAUUAUUUUAACUACAACACUUUUGGACAUUUUCUUUUCACAGACAUGAACACUCUGCAUGAUAACAACUUAUUUUCAUGUGUGUCACCUUUAUUCCAACUUUCUGUUUUGUCUCUGAACCAAAUUACCCAGAAAAUUGUAACAUUUAAAGCAGUGUCUAAUUUUAUAAUGAGUUGUGUUUAAAUGAAAGAAGAUAUUAUACUUAUUCUUAUUCUCUUUUAUUUUUAAUCCUUUUUUUUUUAUUAGGGUGUCAGAAACUUGUGGGAUAACAGUCAGGGGCGUGUCCAGAGGGGCGGGUAGGGAUGGCGUGCACCACCUGAGGUGCCACCCAUCUUUUUAAGAGACGGGUUUCAUGUUAAAAUCAACUAUUUGGCUUCUAUUCCAACAGGCUGCUCUUAGGUUUCUUUGUGUUUAAAGGAAGCAGUUUUCUUGAGUUGGUUCUUUAAUAGUAGAGAAACACUUUGCACUUGUAUUUGUUUAUGUUUCACAAGACAGGAGCUUAAAAGAAGGUUUCUGUUUCUGUUUAAAAAACGAUGCCAAGAAUAUGUCCUCGCUCUGUCGUGUAACUUUCUGUAUGAUCAUUUAAUGUUCGCCAAAUUAGAUAAACGUGGAUCAGAGAAGGUAAAUAAUUGAUAUUCUGUCAGUCCUCAGUCUGGACACGCCCCUGGAUACAGCUUAUAGACUGUACUCUGUAAUAUAUUUAAAAAUAUGCAUACUUGCUGUUUUUGUGGCGACGUGGCAGCACGUGUCGUACCUCUAUGUAUGAUCUGUGUGUAAGCUUCCAAAGCUUCUUUGCACUAUGCUGAUGAUGGCUGUAACCCGCUCUGCUGAAUGUAACUUCAAAUCAUUCCAUUAUGUUUACGACUUGCUGUGUGCCGUUUAAGUUUUUAAAACUGCCUGAGCGUCUGUGCCGAGGACGGAUGAUGAACUGUUCUCUAAAGGUGCACUGCCAAGAUAACAUGCACUGUUCUGAAUCGUCUGCUUGUGAUUUGGUUUACAUCGUCGCUGUGCUUUCUUCUCAUGUAACUGUUCACCUGCGAGGAGUCAAAGAGGAACUCUGAUAUUAGUCUGGUACAAAUAACCCUGUGACAUCAUCCUCAUGUGUGAUUUAGAUGCUUGUUUUUGCCUUUGACAAGCUCUGAUUGUUAUCCAAAGUGUGUGACAGUAAAACUACAAUAAUCCCUGAAGACAUAGA